UUUGUUUGUUAGUAAGAUGAUUAACCUGUCUGUCCCCGACACCAUUGAUGAGAGAACCAUCAACAAGAAAAAGCUGACGCCUUUUACCAUCCAGGAGAACCUGAACCUGGCUCUGAACUCGGCGUCCGCCAUCGGCUGCCAUGUGGUGAACAUUGGUGCUGAGGACCUGAAGGAGGGCAGGCAACACCUGGUGCUCGGCCUGCUGUGGCAGGUCAUCAAGAUCGGCCUGUUCGCUGACAUCGAGCUCAGCAAGAAUGAAGCUCUGAUCGCUCUGUUGCGUGAUGGAGAGAGUUUGGAGGAUCUGAUGAAACUUUCUCCGGAGGAGCUGCUGCUGCGAUGGGCCAACUAUCACCUGGAGGAGGCCGGCUGCCCCAAGAUCAACAACUUCAGCUCCGACAUCAAGGACUCCAAGGCUUAUUAUAACCUGCUGAACCAGGUGGCACCCAAAGGCGACGAGGAGGGAAUCCCCCCGAUCCCCAUCGACAUGUCAGGACUCAGGGAGAAAGAAGACCUGAAGCGGGCCGAGUGCAUGCUGGACCAGGCUGACCGGCUCGGAUGCAGGCAAUUCGUCAUGCCAACAGAUGUUGUCCGUGGCAACCCAAAGCUCAACCUGGCUUUUGUUGCUAACCUGUUCAACAAAUACCCAGCUCUGAAGAAACCAGAAAACCCGGACAUCGACUGGAGUUUAAUUGAAGGUGAAACCAGGGAGGAACGAACUUUCAGGGAACUGAUGAACUCUGGAGUGAACCCUCGUGUCACCACCUUUAUGUCAGACAUUGACGACGCUCUUGUGAUCUUCCAACUGUACGAGAAGAUCAAAGUUCCCGUUGACUGGGACAGAGUCAACAAACCGCCGUAUUCCAAACUGGGCAGCAACAUGAAGAAGCUGGAGAACUGUAACUACGCCGUGGAGUUGGGAAAGGAGGCGGCAAAAUUCUCUCUGGUCGGCAUCGCGGGUCAGGACCUGAAUGCAGGGAAUCGAACCCUCACGCUUGCUCUGCUCUGGCAGCUCAUGAGGAGGUACACAUUGAACAUCCUGGAGGAUCUGGGCGAUGGGCAGAAAGUGACUGAUGACACCAUUGUGUCGUGGGUCAACGGCACACUCACAGAGGCAGGGAAAGCCAAAAUUUCCAGCUUUAAGGACCCGUCGAUUAGCAGCAGCAUGCCCAUCCUGGAUCUGAUCGACGCCAUCCAGCCAGGUUCCAUCCGCUACGACCUCCUGAAGGUGGAAGACCUGACCGAAGAGGAAAAACUCAACAAUGCAAAGUACGCCAUUUCUAUGGCGAGGAAGAUCGGUGCCCGAGUCUACGCACUGCCUGAGGAUCUGGUGGAGGUCAAACCCAAGAUGGUGAUGACCGUGUUUGCCUGCCUUAUGGCCCGCGGCAUGAAGAGAGCCUAAAGGUCAUGACCCCCAACCAUUAGUCACUCACACC
Thalassophryne amazonica is the source of this 1433-nucleotide messenger RNA. RefSeq names its product plastin-2-like. Gene Ontology annotation, molecular function: actin filament binding. Gene Ontology annotation, cellular component: actin filament; cytoplasm; actin filament bundle. The record is from RefSeq and is a predicted model, not a curated record. NCBI's taxonomy places the organism in Eukaryota, Metazoa, Chordata, Actinopteri, Batrachoidiformes, Batrachoididae. Gene Ontology annotation, biological process: actin filament network formation; actin filament bundle assembly.